Messenger RNA from Lethenteron reissneri (Far Eastern brook lamprey), 5519 nucleotides. It is a transcript of the gene FBXO33, whose product is annotated as F-box protein 33. NCBI's taxonomy places the organism in Eukaryota, Metazoa, Chordata, Hyperoartia, Petromyzontiformes, Petromyzontidae. Gene Ontology annotation, biological process: positive regulation of protein ubiquitination. Gene Ontology annotation, molecular function: protein binding. The record is from RefSeq and is a predicted model, not a curated record.
AGGGCGCUCCGUGGUGGCCGUGCCGCUUGUUUACGGGGGCGCGGGGCCGCCCAUGGCGAUGGCGCUGGCUCCGUGCGGCCAUCGGGUGGACGCCUCCGCGCUCCCCUGCGAGAUUAUCGUGCACGUCCUCUCCUUCCUGCCGCCUCGGGACCGUCUCGCCGCCUCCUCCGUGUGCUCCCGCUGGCGGGCCUGCCUCUUCCAGCCGUCGCUGUGGCCCGCGCUGAGGCUGCGCGUUGGGGCAGCUACUGCUACUGCUGCUGCUGGUGGUGGUGGUGGUGCUACAAGUGUUGUUAGUGGAGGUGCUAUCGGUGGUGGUGGUGGUGGUGAUGAUGCGCUUAGCGCCGCCACAUUCUUGUCGGGGCGCUGCGGGUCGUUCGUCCGCGAAUUCUCGCUCUCCUUUGAGCACUUGGCCCGCGGUGGCUUAGAGAGCUCGUCCUGGGACUGGGAUGGUGGAGGUGGCAGUGGCGGCGGCGGCGGCGGCGAUGGUGACGGUGGAAGUAUCGGAGGCAAUGCUGGGGCCAACACCAUCAGCAACAACACAAACAACAACAACAGCAGCAGCGCCGCCGGUGGUGCUGGUGGUGCUGGUGGGUGCUGUUCCGUGACGGCGCUUCUGCAAUCGCAUGUGGAUGGGGCUGCCGAGGUGCUGCGCUCUUUGAGGAACAACCGCAACCUCGAGCGCUUGGCCUUGCUCGGGGACAGCGUGAUCGACGUGGCCGGCUCUCUGCAGCCCAUAGCCGGCGGCACGGGACCAUCGGCCGCCAUCGACCCAGACGGGGAACGUACCGAGGAACUACAGUCUCUGGUGCGUGAGAUCCUGCGAAACUGCAAGCGCUUGCGCUCGUUGUCGCUGGCCUUCAUGCUGGAGGUGGCCACGCCGGAGUUGCUGCCCUCGCUGCCAGAAACGAGCCUCGCGUCCCUGCGUCACCUCGCACUGCUCCGUCUCCACGGCGGCCGUCUCACGCCGGGCCCCGACGCGGACACGUCCGCCAUACCGCUCCUCCGACCGCCGGAAGCCGGCCGCAUGCGCAACCUGCGCUGCCUGGCGCUCGACCUGGCCGACUUCACGGCGGAGCUCGCGCAGGCCCUGGCGCGAAGGGCGGAGAGCCCUGGCGCCGUUCCUCUGGUCAGGAUCUCGCUCCUCUUGCAUAAUCAGCAUCCACGAGCUGGGAAGUCGCUCGAGAGCAUGCCCCAGGACAGCGACUGGUCUCUGCUGACAGCCGGAAACACGGCUCUGCGCGUCUACCUCCUGGCGGUGGGCGUUGGCAGCGACCUGCUGCUGCGAGUGCUUCGCCCCGCGCUGCCCCUCGAGCGCCUGCACCUGGACGGCUGCCCCGGCCUCUCGGCCGCCGUGCUCGACCUCGUGUCCCGCCAGUACGGCCGUACGCUGGCGCAGGCCGUGCUGGUGCGGGAGGCGUGCGAGCCGGCGUCCGCCUCUUCCAUCACGCAGCUCUUUCCGGACCUGAGCGAGGGCCAGCAUGAGGACCCGCUAGUGCUCCUCGCCUGGAAGUGCAACCGCCUGUCAAGGCUCACUAUUCACGGCUACGUGAUGUGGGCCGACAACCUGGUGGCCAUUGCGCGACUGCGCGGCGCUUGCCUGCGCGUGCUCGAAGUGACGGAGGAGAGCCUGGACUUUGACCCCGAGGCGUUCCUGCACGUGCAGAUGGUGAUCGGGGACCCCCCGGUGCUCACCACCACCACGCCCGCCACCGCGGGCUGCAGUCUCGACGUGAUGGGGGCGCUGGUGGACGAGGUCUCCAUGGCUCUUGGCAGGCCCUGGUCCCCCACGCCGCCGGAGCAGCGUCUCGACGUCUUCAACCAACCCACCUGGACCUUCUGCAGGGAGGUGGAGAGCUUUGGAGAGUAGGGAGGGGAUCUAGACUCUGUAGAGCCACCGGGUCGGUAAGUGCAGGUGGCUCGUUUAGCGCCCUGUCCACCCUCCGUUAGAGCUCACAGACCACGAUGACGAUGUGUUUGUGUGAGAACAUUUCAGUUGCCUGCAGUUCAAGCAGACGCAGUGUUUACCAUUUUUUUUGUUCAGCUGUGGCUUUCCUGUGAUGGAUAUAUGAAGGGUUACUAAGUACGUAUUACAUAUUUUGAAAUGUUAGAAAAUAACUCGUAAUCCAAUGGCAAAUGUUGCUGUUUUUUUGUAACUGUAAGGUGGAAAGUGUAAUCGUGGUUCAGACAUGCUGUUUACCUCCGUGGCCUAAAAUAUACACCAUUUUAGCCAUGUCAAGCAUGAUCACUUAAAUUCAGAUAACGUGUAAGAGUUUUAAACGGUCUGUGAGCUUUACCGUCGGUGGACAAAGUGUUAAACAUAAUAUUAAGUUUUUCGAUUUGUGCUAAGUAUGCAGAGCUUUAGCCUGGACUAGCCCAGUUCAGCAGGUUACAUAAGGAGUUAGAAAUGUUCAUAAUUGCAGCUGAUUUGCUCAGAAUUUACUUUAUCGGUCAGUUUCAAAGUUGUAGAAUCAUAUUGCCUUUUACACAAUACGUUUAGUGAAGGUGCGAGAUCAAUAGAUUUUUUUUUUCCUAUCAGAUUUAAAUGUUUAGCUUUUGCUAAAGUAUAUUAGCAUGCCGUGCUUAAUGGUUAUAUACACACAUUUUUGCCCUUGGCAUUAGCUUUUUUUUGGGUUUUGCUCAAGCGCUAAUUGAUUACUCAACAGUUGUGGCAGUUCUGGGAGAAAAAAAAAUUGACUGAUAAAAUAAAUUAAAACUGUGCGGAGGUGAGUGUAACUUUGUAGAUGCAUAAAUUGGGCAACUGCAGAGUGCGGAAUGAAUGUUCGUUGUGUUAAUAGUUGCAGCCCAAUUAAAUCCUGCUGCACGUGUUGUGUUUAGAAGCACAUUUUGAGAGCAGCGGAAGGCGAACAUCAGCAGUUAUGCAAAGUAGGACUAGAGCAUCUGUGGCAACCCCUUAAUUGGGCUUGUGUUGGGCUUCUAGUUGAUGGAGGUGAAGAUUGAUCAUUUAGUGCAAAUGCUGCUUUUAUGACUAGCGUAGGGCAAUAUACGCCAAACAAGUAAUUAAUGCAUAUUAAUGUAGUGUUAGAGUUAUAUACAUCCCAUUGGUUUUCACUUCUAAAAGGGUUUGGUUAUUAGGCUAGAGAGAAUGUUGUGUUAUUUUGAAAGCAUUUAAAGUAAAGUUUUUUUUUCUUCCUCUCAAUACUUCGUUUAGUUCUGCUGCUAGGACCUCAUGGGCAUCCUCUUAAGAGUUGAAGACCAGAUGGGAAUGUAAAUGCGUUAAGACCUUGCAUCAGGUCCAGUGGGGCAGUUUGCAAAAAAAAAACAACCUCCCACACACACUGGCAAAGAGAAAGGUCAUUAACAACUGUACAGUACUGUUAAACCAGCCUUAUUUGAAGCGAGUUCUACCUUACGGAUGAAAGGCACACAGCUGUGCUGUGGCUAUCUGCCGAUGCUGCUAAACGACAUCUUGUCAACGCGCAGUAACUUACGGGACAGCAAGCGACACGCUGGCACGCACGCACGCGCUGGCAAGGAUGUGCAGGUCUUAGUUUGGGAAGGCUGCGGAGCCUCAAAACAGACUGCCACCUUGGGCUUGGCUUGCCUUGGCUGCUGUGCGAUGGGCGCUUGUUGGAUUUUCACAAAUAGCGCCAUGGUGCAGUUUAUCUGUUUGCCCUCGGUUGUAUAAGCCUGGGCAGGACGUUUCAUGUUUGGGAAGGAGAAGGUAAUAAUGCACUUAAAUUUUAUCCAAAUGAAUGAUUUUUUGUAUGAUAGAAAAUUCAUCAGUUUGUAAACGUCAUGGUGUUUCCAGUGUGUGAAGCGUAGGCAGUUUCAAUCCAUUAAAUGGGGAGCCCGAGUGAAAUUUCUCACACCACUGAUGAAUUGUCAUUCAGGAUAAUUUUUUUUAAACAAUAUUAGAACAGAGAAAAUAUAUUAUAAUACACUUCUGUUUGAAUGUACUUCUCCUUCCUCAUGACUCGACUGAAGUUGGCGGUCUCUCCGUACGUAGCACUUUGCAGGCAUGAGCAAGUCGGCAACGUAUCACACCGCUUGCUUUGUGCACCAUCCAAGACCUGUGAGCAUCCUGCUAAACUAGUGACUGGCGCUGCCACACGCAAACAUUCCAGACUUGUUGCUUUUAACACGAGGAAGCUGUCGUUACGGGUGUGCACGGCUGUGUCUCUGUGAGACCACCACUGAAUACGUUUUUACCGAGUUUCGAGCGUAACGCGAAUAGUGUUUUACUUCAAACACCCGGGUAAGGUUUGCUCUUUGUUUUAUGUACUUGGUAUUCCAACGAUGUCAUGCGAAGCCAGUGCCAGACACCAGACUUAUAUUUAUUUAUGAUCAUUUACUUGUAUUUAUUUUUUCCUUUAAAAGUGCGCAGGGGUCCGUGGGCUGCUUUUUUUUUAAAAGAAGAAGAAAAAACUCCUAAGCAUGUUACAGCAGUGUUGUCAAUCACGCGAUUUGUACGCGAUGGUGGCAGCGGCCACGGCCCUGUGUUCUGCCCCGGGAGCGCUCGUGUGCCGAGCCCGGCUGGGAGGUGGGAGGCAAAGGCCCCGAUGUUUUACAAACACCACGCCUACUGUACACCAUUCCUGCAUUUGUUACUGCACACCUUUGCAAUAUAAUGCACCUUAAUGUGGGUAGAGAGUGACCUGUGACCUUGUUUGCUCGGUGAUUGUUGCUGGAAAUCUCUUUAUUUUCUCCAGCUUGAUUUAAAAAUGAAAUGUGGGAAAGAAAAAAAAUUACCACCCCAUGUGUUCGUGUUUAUCCAUCGCCGAGACGCUAUCUUCACGUGCAAGCGGUUUCUCUUCCAUUGCAGAAAAUGAUUGUAUGAUGUGUGACCUUAACAAGUAGCGCAUGGGUAAUGUGGGUUUGACUACGGUUGCGAUGGGAAACCCCGACAAAAGUGUGUGAUUUUAAUGCGGAUAUAGCGUGCGCGAUGAUACGACCGGCAUUUUGCGCCGUAGCGUUUGUUUCUACGUAAACAAUCUUCACGGAAAAUAACCAAUGCUGGUGCCGCAUCCGUCGAGGUGUGCACACCGAGCUGUUAGGCAGAUAAUCAUAGGACUCGAAUGGCUCCCAAAUACAUUGAUGGAGCAGGACAGACGCGAUGUCACUGGUGGAUAAAUGCAGGUAAUACUGGCCUAUGUUUUACGGCCCAUGAAUGUAACAAAAAAAUGAUUACAGCACUCAUGAAUAUAUGCGUAGUCCCGACAUCGGACAAUUUUGUAUAUAGUGAAGCUCAAGGGGGUAACUUGCAAUGCAGCGAGAAUAGGUCAAGCGAUGGUUUAGUCAAACUUUUAAGCCCAAUGUGACCGGGUGUUUUUUUUCUGAAGUCUGCGGGCAGUAGGUUAGUCUGGAUCACCGUGAAUCACUGCUCCACUCAACCUUUCACCCAAGAGACAGAGGUCCGGUCGACUUGUGUAGUGUUGGUCUGUGUUGUUUUCUCUGUUUUGUUCCCCGCGUUUGUGUACAAAGUGUUGCUUCAUGUCGGUGAAGCUGUUAGGAUUCAUGCUUUGCUCUUGUUUGGUCAUUAAUAAAGCAUCUCAUAAGCA